AUGCCGCCCGAAGAUGGGCCACCAUCAUUCACGUUUGAAUGGGACGAGCGGCGAGAUGCGGUGAACAGCGCAUCGUCCAAUACCCAUUCAACAAAUGAUUCUGCGAGAGGUGGAUACUUUGGUACGUUUCAGACUUAUCUAUGGAUGCAACUCGUCAAAUUUUCUAAUGGCACCUUAGGAAUUGCUUCAACAAAGGCAUUCCUCCGCAUCAUCGGCGUGCGAGAGGAUGAGUAUCACCAUCCAGUUCAUCACCAAACUCCGCUCACGAGUUCAUGUGAAAAGAAACUGUCCCUUCUGGGUGAGCAUAUCGAUGCUUAUUUCGCGUGGUGUCACCCUUUAUACCCCAUCAUACAUGAAGCGACCUUUCGAGCUCAGAUGAUGGAGCUGGUAGCUCGGCCGUCUGUGACAAUUUGGAAGAUGCUCCUUUACACCGUUGCCGCUCUCGGGGCAUUUUCCAUAUCCACAGAGAGCGAACGAAGUGAUAUGGCCCUUUUCGACGUUGCCAAGGCACAAUUUUCCCAUGAGAUCAUGGAGAUGGGAAACAUGUCCCUUGUCCAGGCAUUGUUGUUGAUUUCGAUCUACCUGCGAAAGCGAUACAACUUGAAUUCCAGCUAUAAUUACCUGGGCUUGGCUAAUCGGGCUGCAAUGGGAAUCGGGCUCUAUAAGGAGUUCCACUCUUCUACCAGCGAGCCUUUCUUCCGGGAAACGCGGCGGCGCCUGUGGUGGUGCUUAUACAAUCUGAACCUCGAGGUGUCCAUUGCAUACUCCAGACCGCAGGAUUUGCCACAAAGGGAGAUCGAAGCUCAUUACCCUCUUAAUAUACAUGACUUGGAUUUGAACCCGAACACUAGCUCCGUGACAGCUGAAGCGAACAAUUCGACGCUUUACUCGUCUUUGAAGUUUGGAGCAGCAUUCUACUUUGCUAUCAGCAGCAUUUACCCGCGAAUCAUCUCAGGCCCUUAUCCAUAUGCAAAGGAAUUGCUCCUCUUUGACGACUCUACGACCAGCGCCUGGGAAACAUCACUUCCAUCCUUCUUUCGCACAAACGUCCCACAACCCCCCAAUUAUGUCUUCUGCCACGCCAUCCUUCACUGGCGUUGCUUGAACUUUCGAAUACUGAUGUACCGGCCAUUUGUCGUCUGGCUCUUCAUCAUGCGGUAUCGCAAUAAUCCACCCAAAGAACCGAGGGAUCCAGCCUCUGUUAAUACCGCCAUCACUCGCUGCAUGAAAGCCGCAGAAGAGUCAAUCAGCACGAUCUCGGAUUUCUGGAACUCCCAUACUCAAAACGCACUCACGGGUUGGUACGCGCUGGACUUCAUUUUCACCGCCGUCUUGAUACCAGCUAUGUGUCUUCGUUAUGACUCAGGCUCAGCACAGGUACCUUCAUGGAAUUUACAAGUCCGAAAGGCUGUGAGAGUUAUUGAGUCUAUCACUUUGUUCAACAGUUCCGCAUCGCACGGCCUCCGUAUCAUUAAAUCUCUAUACAAGGAUCCUGAUUCUCAGGAGACCGAGCAUGAUACGUUGGUUUCAAACUCGGCAGAGUCUCAGUUGCAAGACUCUAUUCCUCAUCCAACGACAGGAGUUGAAGACUUUUUCCCGUCAACGCCUGACAUAUUGUAUGUUCAUCCCUGUCCAUUCGAUUUUCGUAGAUAA
This is a messenger RNA of Penicillium brevicompactum, 1653 nucleotides long. Its product is annotated as fungal specific transcription factor domain-containing protein. The coding region runs from base 1 to 1653 and encodes 550 amino acids. NCBI's taxonomy places the organism in Eukaryota, Fungi, Ascomycota, Eurotiomycetes, Eurotiales, Aspergillaceae. Gene Ontology annotation, cellular component: nucleus. The record is from RefSeq and is a predicted model, not a curated record. Gene Ontology annotation, biological process: positive regulation of transcription from RNA polymerase II promoter by galactose; DNA-templated transcription. The transcript has 2 exons. Gene Ontology annotation, molecular function: DNA-binding transcription factor activity, RNA polymerase II-specific; RNA polymerase II cis-regulatory region sequence-specific DNA binding; zinc ion binding.